Molecule: messenger RNA, 839 nt
Organism: Rhopalosiphum maidis (corn leaf aphid)
Lineage: Eukaryota; Metazoa; Arthropoda; Insecta; Hemiptera; Aphididae
Product: tail-anchored protein insertion receptor WRB-like
Exons: 4
Coding region: 126-620 (164 amino acids)
Biological process (GO): tail-anchored membrane protein insertion into ER membrane
Source: RefSeq, a predicted model, not a curated record
UUUAAACUUACAACUUAGUACUUACAAGUCAAUUAAAUAAUAUAUUCUCUGUAUGUGUGGUAUAUAGGGACUAGAACUUUUUGAAUCUAAUUCUAUCUAUUUAUAGUAUUUAAUAUAAAAUCGUUAUGAAUUUGCUGGUUUGGUCAAUUAUUAUUAGUUUUUAUAAUAUGUUUUCAAUCAAAUUUAUACCAAAGUUUGUACUAUGGCUUAUGAAUAUGAAUAAAGAACAUAAAAAAUUAGUCAACGAAAUAUCAGUUUUAAAAAAUGAACAAUCUCAAAUUUCAAUUGUUAAAGAGUUUGCUAAACAUACAAAAUUACAACGAAGAAUCAACAAGUUAAAUGAAGAAUUGAAAACCCAUAUAAGAGAAAAUUCAUCUAAAAAUUUAAAGAUCAAAUUUAUGUGUAAAGUGUCUUUAUAUGCUUUCUCUGUAAUUUUAAAUCUUCUAUUUGUAUAUUACAACUAUCAUAAAACUGUCUUGAGAGAACUUCCAACUAAUUGGUUUAUACCAUUAUCUUGGUUAGUUAGAUGGCCUUCCUCGCAAGUUGGUACAAUGAGUUUUGUCUUUUGGUAUAGUAUCACUAAUUGUGUUGCUAAGGUGACAACUAAUAAUCUAUUAUGAUUAAAAUAAUAAUGAAAAUUAUUGUUGAGUGAUAACUGAUCUUGUGUAAAUUAAGCGUGCAAAUUUACUAGAACAUUUAAUUUUGUAAAACUAUAUUAAUCGUUAAGGAUUUGGGAUUUGUUUGUUAUAUACUAUAAUUUAAUAUUUUCCAGUUGUUAUAUUUGAAUAUUUCCACUUUAUUUGCAAUUUUUAUAAUUGAAAUUUAUUUAUUCUUAUAUU